Messenger RNA from Scophthalmus maximus (turbot), 3205 nucleotides. RefSeq names its product SV2 related protein a (gene svopa). The record is from RefSeq and is a predicted model, not a curated record. Bases 279 to 1925 code for a protein of 548 amino acids. Gene Ontology annotation, cellular component: membrane. Lineage: Eukaryota; Metazoa; Chordata; Actinopteri; Pleuronectiformes; Scophthalmidae. The transcript has 16 exons. Gene Ontology annotation, molecular function: transmembrane transporter activity. Gene Ontology annotation, biological process: transmembrane transport.
UUAACAUACAUUUACAGGACGGGACUGGGUUAUACAUAUGAUCAAAUUGUCAGAGAAAAGAGGUCCACUUAGUCCCAUCCCUGCCCGGGUCUCUCUGUCCUCCCGAGCUCGCCUCGUCUCGUCUCCACGCUCACGGUCGUGUCGUCGAGUGCGCUGACUCGCGCACGGCGGCCUCUCAUUGGCUGUCGGCGGACACCGGAGCUGGUCGCUCUCCUCGGUGCUGAACGCGCUGCUCGUCGUGGUAAUGUGAACGGCGAUGAGGCCAAACACACACCAACAUGGACGAUGAUCUGUUCCAACUGAGACAGCUGCCUGUUGUCCGCUUCCGUCGCACAGGUGAGAGCACGCGCUCUGAGGACGAUGGCGAUAACAAAGAACAGAUUGGCAGGAUUGCCGAGCAGACUGAUCUGGAGUCUGUGGCUCUUGCAGAUGGAGCUCCAGUACCGCGGGAGUUUGCCAACCCAACUGAUGACACGUUCAUGGUAGAAGAUGCCGUGGAGGCCAUCGGCUUUGGGACAUUUCAGUGGAAACUCUCCAUUCUCACCGGUCUAGCCUGGAUGGCUGAUGCCAUGGAGAUGAUGAUCCUUAGCAUCCUAGCCCCACAGCUCCACUGUGAAUGGAGACUGCCCAGCCUCGAGGUGGCACUGCUUACAUCGGCCGUGUUCAUUGGGAUGAUGAUCAGUUCCUCUCUUUGGGGAAACAUAUCCGACAAAUAUGGCAGAAAGACAGGUCUGAAGAUGAGCGUGUUGUGGACAAUGUUCUAUGGCCUGAUGAGUGCAUUUGCACCUGUUUAUGGGUGGAUCCUUGUCCUCCGUGCGCUGGUGGGCUUUGGCAUUGGAGGAGCCCCACAGUCGGUGACACUGUAUUCUGAAUUUCUGCCUAUGAAGUCAAGAGCCACAUGCAUCUUGCUGAUUGAGAUCUUUUGGGCCCUUGGCACUGUGUUUGAGGUCCUCUUAGCGAUCCUGGUGAUGCCCACUCUGGGCUGGCGCUGGCUGCUCGGCCUCUCUACCAUUCCUCUCUUUAUCUUUGCCUCAUUAUGUUUUUGGCUACCCGAGAGCGCUCGAUACGACGUGCUGACAGGAAACCAGGAAAAGGCUCUGGCCACGCUGAAGCGCAUUGCCACAGAGAACGGAGCUCCCAUGCCACUAGGAAAACUAAUUGCUGCCAGACAGGAGGAUCGUGGGAAGUUUCAAGACUUAUUUUCAUCACACUUCCGUGGGACCACAAUUCUGCUGUGGUUUAUUUGGUUUGCAAAUGCCUUCUCCUACUAUGGACUGGUGCUCCUGACCACAGAGCUGUUUCAGGAAGGGGGCGCAUGUGGAAUGUCCAAAGGUAAUAAGAUGGAGCUCCGAUGCAGCUUGGAGUGUAAAUAUCUGAACUCGGAUGACUAUAAAGACCUACUGUGGACGACGCUAUCUGAAUUCCCAGGACUGCUGGUGACACUGUGGGCUAUUGAUCGUCUGGGGAGGAGGAUGACCAUGGCGUUGUGUUUCCUAGUCUUCUCUCUGUGCAUUAUUCCACUCUAUGGUUGUGUUGGGAGAGUUUCCAUGACAGUGUUAAUAUUCAUCGCCAGAGCCUUCAUUUCCGGAGGGUUCCAGGCUGCAUAUGUGUACACUCCAGAGGUGUACCCAACAGCAACCAGGGCUUUAGGCCUGGGGACAAGCAGUGGCAUGGCAAGAGUUGGUGCCCUCAUCACACCUUUUGUUGCACAGGUGAUGCUGGAGUCCUCCGUGUAUCUGGCUCUCUCCGUGUACUGCUGCUGCUGCCUCCUAGCUGCCAUCGCCUCCUGUGCACUGCCAAUUGAGACGACAGGCCGAGGCAUGCAGGAGUCCAGCCACCGUGAGUGGGGCCAGGAGAUGACGGGCCGGGCCUCUUCGCGCAGCCCAGGGGGAAUCCCUCACUCCAACUCAGGCUCCCAGAGCUGAGGACAUCCCAGCUGGGGAACACCCGAAUCAUCACCACAGAGGAAAAAAAAGAGGCAAGGAGAGGCGAGAAAGCUAACAAAGCUUCCCGUGUCCAUCUCCCUAUGAGCCUACGAGCCAGGCAGCACAAUAUUUUCUACAUGUCACUGUAAUUAUAGUCUUCAACCGCCAUUGUUGUCACAAUUUUUCCACUGUAUAACUGCACACAGGGUGACUGGAAAGACCGAAUGACCUGAACAAGCGCAAGAACGAAUGCCGGGGACGACAGGAAGCCCUCUUUGAACAAGUGAGAAUUCAAAUAGUUCGAACAAAGUAUUUGAAUCCUGCUUCUCUAAUGUAAGAGAAGCAAAUGGAAAUACUGUAAAUGGGGGUGAAAGUGUAAGAGGAGUUUACUUCAAACAACCAUCCUUAAAACGACCCAUUCGGUUUGUGGCUGAGAGACCGGUUCUUUACCCAAUGAAAAAGUUGCAUACUGGAAAACAUGCGUAGGUGAGAAAGAGCAUUAUCUUGUGCUCACAAAUUGCCUCUUAAAAUAAAACUAAUCACAAACUCAAUUAAAAGUGUGGAGUUACUUCAAGAUUCCCUUGUGUCACAGCCGUGAAAGGACAUACUGUACAGUAAGUCAACGUCAUAAUAUGUUCUUUUCUUGAGUCAGUAUUAUUUCACAUUUUAACCUGGAUGGCAUUUGUUUGGCCAUUGAUUUACAAAAAGCUGACAAAUCUGCCAAAGGUUCCAGAGCUUAAUAACAUUUGGCAGUAGUUAAUAGUUAGAGCACAAAUGGAACCAGUCCAGAGACCCUGGACUGAAUUUGAAGACAACACAAUGUAAGUUAACAUUGAAGUAUUAGGGAACUUACGUCUGAAUAUGUAAAUGACCCAAAAUAGUAGUAAAUGGUGUUAUGAUCUAUCAACAUCUUUCAGACUUUGAGGCUGUGCACUUAUAGACCUAUACAACCAUUUGCAAGGAUGUUAAUUUCUGUCUUUCUGUAAAUAUCGUACAAUACCUGGUUUAGUUGUUGUCUUUGCUAUUGUUUGUAACAAAGGGUGAUGUGGAGACAGUUUUCCCAGUGUGAUUCUACGAGUAACACAACAAUGUUUUGUUUAAAAAAAAUUUUUUUUAAUUAAAUUUAAAAAAAGAUUAACUAGCACAGGUCCAGCAAGCUGACUCUUACCUGCCAGAGUUUGACGUAGAGUGCUGCAAUAAGUGUCUGUGUGCACAGGUUCUUGUCAGUACACUUGGUGUAAAUGUGUAUGACACCAUAGUAAAUCAUCUUUCAAAAAGAA